Messenger RNA from Spea bombifrons (plains spadefoot toad), 2467 nucleotides. RefSeq names its product serine-rich adhesin for platelets-like. Gene Ontology annotation, molecular function: calcium ion binding. Lineage: Eukaryota; Metazoa; Chordata; Amphibia; Anura; Pelobatidae. Bases 1 to 2256 code for a protein of 751 amino acids. The record is from RefSeq and is a predicted model, not a curated record. The transcript has 7 exons.
AUGUCGUAUGUGACAGUCUUCACAGCUGCUGUGUGCGCUGGACUAGGCCAACUGGAGAAUGGAAGAACAUUUUUCCGCUAUGGAGGGAUUUAUGCAUCGUUUGUAUGUAAUGUUGGAUUUAAUCUUCUGGGUCACACUAGCAGUACCUGCGUCAGAGGAAGGUGGAGGAGGCCUGCUCCAGUAUGUGUAGCUCCUGGGUGUAGUCUUCCCCGUGGUAUUGUACAUGGCAGUCUCAGAACAAGUUUCAAUGGAGCUGCCAUCAAUUUCAUGUGCAACAAAGGCUAUAAACUCCGUGGAUCUUCAUUAAUCUAUUGUGAUGGGAAAAGAUGGAACAGUCCCAUUCCUACGUGUAGAGAGUCUGACAUGAUGAGUACCCAUCUGAAAAAGAAGAGCCAAGUGACAGGAGGUCCAAAUGUCAAUGGAAGUCUUUUUACUUCACCAAAUCCUCCUAGUAACAUCUUGAGUGGCCAGCAAAAUAAUAUCCCCAAUAACGAUACAUGGCAGAAGUUUCAAACAAUUCGGAAUGAUAAUGUGUUCAUUUCUAAAGAAAUAAUUCAAAAUAUUAACAAAUUUGUAACAACAGCAAGAACUAAUAUUUUUCCAUCUUUUCUGCAAAGUACAUCAACACAGCCACCACAGGCUAUCGAUCUUGAACGAUCAUCUUUUGCUUCUGGCACCCAAAGUCUAAAUAUUAAUUUAAGCAGCGCACCAGAAAGAACAGAUAGUCACACUGUUACAUCGAACAAAAUGAAUUUAAUAUCUAAAAACAGUGUGCAGAUAAGCAACAUUUUUACACCAUAUUCUAAAAUAAGAAACUCUGUUCUCCAAGCUACACCAGCUCAACCAUUUCAGAUAAAGUCUACCAUCCAAAAACAAUCACCCGUUACCAAGAUUCCAAGCCCAAAGGUUGACAUAUCAAUAAAUAGGGCAUCAUACAAGCCAACUGAUGAUAGUUCGAUGUUUACAAACAAAAUGGACAUAGUAUUUAACUACAAUGUUGAGAUUAACAAAUUUGCUACAUCAUCUCCCCAAACAAACAUUAUAACAAAAUGUAAAAAUGCAGCUACAGAGGAUGAUUUCAUCACUGAACCUUCAAAUGUUCCAAAAGCAACUCGCAUGGUUCCUACUGAGAUAAGAAUUUCUAAAUUAAAUGUUUUGGAAGAUGUGGAUAGUCAGAUAUCACUACAACAUAUUGCAUCAAGCAAGGCCUCUCCAUUAAGUCUUGUAAAUGAAAUCUCUGUGGCGGCUAUACCUGAUGUCAGAGGUGACAGUGAAACUUUAGAGAAAAUGCCAUUGCUUGCGUCAAUAGGCAACCCUUUGUCAAAGAAUCUUACCAAUAAAGUAUUGAUGAACACAACUGGCCUGUCAGAGACUCUUCCUGCCAUUUCUGCAAAAGCUAACUCAUCGACACCAUCAUCAAGCACCACUGAGUCCUCUUUAAUCAAUCAUGCCAACUCUUCAGUAGCUUCUCUAGGUAACUUUGCAGAAGAUCAAAGGACACGGACCUCAACUGUGAGGUUUCAUGGAACUCAUAACAGUCCAGUUGACAACCUGCUGGAGUCUAACGGCAUAGCAACUACAGUACAGAAGCAACGUGGUUACAGCUCAAGAAAGCAUUCGUUCACCAAUAAACCAUAUGCACUUGACAGUCAAACAAAAGCAACCCAAUAUACUAGGCUAGCAAAAAAACAUUAUACACCAACAUACACAUCUACUGUUCCGUUAAUUACAACCCAAAGAGCAGCUUUACCUACUGCUAAAUUCAUGGCUAUCCGAUUCUAUGAUGGCCUAAAUAAACCAUUAAAAAGAAGAGUGCGUUGUACCUAUCCACCUGUGCCCACACAUGGGACUUUCAGAUUCCUCACCAUAAAAGAUCCACUUCCCAGUGAAUACAGGUAUUAUAUCCAGUACUCUUGUUAUCCUGGAUAUACAAUGUCUCAAGGUGAUGAGUACAGUUUUUGUCUGGAGCAUGGAUUGUGGAGUGGAGUCACACCUAUUUGUGAAGAAUUUGUACCUUGCAUGAUUAACAAUGGCGGGUGCUCUCAAAUCUGUAAAGUCCAGGAUGAAGGACACGCAGAAUGCUCUUGUAAAGAAGGUUUUCAGUUGCUUGAUGAUAAGAGGACUUGCAGAGAUGUAAAUGAGUGCGGUGAUGGACCUCAGCCAUGUGAACAGAUCUGUACUAACACCUUUGGGUCUUAUCAAUGCAGCUGUUGGCCAGGACUCACCCUUGCUGAAGAUGCAAAAUCAUGUGUAUAGGACCAUAUGCCCCAUCAUAUUCCACUUCUCUGUACAAUAAAGAUAUAAUAACAGUUUGGACAACUUUAGUAAUGUCUGCUGAAUGUUUCCACCAAAUAUGUCUCAUUCUUUGUUUUCACUUCAUUCACAUGCACAAAAACUUGAUGUUUUACAUAGGAAUUGUCAAUUUCCAGGUAAUCCCAAUUUUAAUUCAUAUACCUAUAUUAUUGUG